This is a messenger RNA of Nothobranchius furzeri (turquoise killifish), 2480 nucleotides long. It is a transcript of the gene pa2g4a, whose product is annotated as proliferation-associated 2G4, a. The record is from RefSeq and is a predicted model, not a curated record. NCBI's taxonomy places the organism in Eukaryota, Metazoa, Chordata, Actinopteri, Cyprinodontiformes, Nothobranchiidae.
GCUCGGCUUGCCAUACUUCCCGCAUUUUGGCGGGCUGGGAAUGCUCCGACGGGAUCGAUAACGUGGGAGGGGUUUCUGGAUCCGUGGCAGGCUCGCGCGGUGGAAGCGGUUUGAACCGAGCAGAUCAUCGGAUAGCUGCCGCUUUCUGGGCCGCUAGACGACUGAAACCACUGCCAAGAUGUCAGACGAGGAGCAGGAACAGACCAUAGCCGAAGACUUGGUGGUCACCAAGUACAAGAUGGGUGGUGACAUUGCUAACCAGGCUCUCCGUCGAGUCAUUGAAGCAGCCAAACCCGGGGUUUCUGUGCUCAGCCUGUGUGAGGUGGGAGACGCCUAUAUCAUGGCUGAGACUGGAAAAGUCUUCAAGAAGGAGAAGGACAUGAAGAAAGGCAUUGCGUUCCCCACCAGCGUCUCAGUCAAUAACUGUGUUUGCCACUUCUCUCCCCUGAAGAGUGACCCAGACUACACACUUAAAGAUGGGGAUCUGGUUAAAAUAGAUCUUGGGGUUCACGUUGAUGGCUUCAUUGCUAACGUUGCUUAUAGCUUUGUCGUGGGAGCCAGUAAGGAAAACCCCAUCACAGGCCGGAAAGCAGACGUCAUCAAAGCAGCCUAUCUGUGUGCAGAAGCAGCUUUACGUCUCGUGAAACCCGGCAACCAGAACACUCAAGUGACAGAAGCCUGGAACAAGAUUGCACAUUCAUUCAAAUGCUCGCCGGUUGAGGGAAUGCUGUCUCACCAGUUAAAGCAGCAUGUCAUUGAUGGAGAAAAGACUAUUAUCCAGAACCCGACAGACCAGCAAAGGAAGGACCAUGAGAAGGCAGAGUUUGAGGUGCAUGAAGUAUACGCUGUGGACGUCUUGAUUAGCACGGGUGAAGGAAAGGCCAGAGAUUCUGGUUUGAGGACCACAAUUUAUAAGCGAGACCCCAGUAAGCAGUAUGGUUUGAAGAUGAAGACUUCUCGUACUUUCUUCAGUGAAGUGGAGCGACGCUUUGAUGCCAUGCCCUUCACUCUUAGGGCUUUUGAGGACGAGCCCAAAGCCCGUCUUGGAGUGGUAGAGUGUGCCAAACACGAACUGCUGCAGCCCUUCAGUGUGCUGCAUGAGAAAGAGGGGGAGUUUGUUGCACAGUUUAAGUUCACAGUGCUGCUGAUGGCCAACGGGCCUCAUAGAAUCACCAACGGUCUCUUCGAUCCAGAUUUCUACAAGUCGGAGCAUGAAGUUCAGGAUCCAGAACUAAAGGCUUUACUACAGAGCUCCGCAAGCCGUAAAACGCAGAAGAAGAAGAAAAAGAAGGCUUCAAAAACAGCAGAAAAUGCAGCUGGACAGCCGACUGAAGAGAUGGAGGCAGCAAAAUGAAACCUUUCACACAUUCAAGACCCCAAAGACAAGAAACUAUGACCAGAUCCCCCUGGACUCUCUCAGUCUCUACAUGACAUAGAUUGGAGUUGACAGACUGAUAAAAUUAAUUUAUAAAAACAUCAGCAUCAAUUUAUUUGGCUAUUUUACACUGACGUUAACCCUUUACUGCAUUUAUAUAAAGUUCCACUGUAAAUGUUGGGCUUUCUUAUCAGAAUUUGCUACAGUAUUUUUAAAAAGGUUUUGGUAAUUUGUAGUUUUUAUUUUUUUUAUUUAUUUAUUUAUAUUUUUAUUUUUCAGAAAAAUAUAUUGGCAGCUUGCAUAGCUUAUUAUUGAUUUGUUUGAAAGAAAAGAUUUGGGUUCCUGUAACCAUUGAUGAAGGUCUUUAAAUUCUAUGACUUUAUGGAGACAGUUGUGGAUCCUGGUAGUUUAAAGCUUUGGUUUGUGAGACCCAUCAGAUUUUUCUUUUGUGUGAGAAAUCAUUUCAUUGUUUUGGAUGUUUUAUCCCAACGUGUUUUUCCAGGAUUAGACGACGAUUUCAUUUUACACUGCAUUAAAAACAUUUUUGAUGUGAUGAUGCAGUAAAGGGUUAAUUUAUUAUUUUGUUUUCUUCAUGAAUUUAUGCAACCAAAAAAACCUUAUCGUUAUCCAAACCAUUUUUAAUUAGUUUUCUUGGGAUUUUAGGAAAAGUUAAUGACAUUUAAGGUUGAAACUGCAAUGGUUUAAACCACAUUAGAUUUUAUGCAGUCUGAACAAGAGAAUAUUUUUUUAAAUACACAAAAAGGUAAAAAUCUGUCUGAUUUUAGGGAACAAACCGCUACAUCGACUGCCAUUUCUUUUUGUUAUGAAGGUUGAAAUUACACUUUGUGCAUCAGUUAAUAAACUUUUCUAUCAGACCUGGAACUUGCAUUAGUCUUAUGAAUGAUGGAGACAAAAUGUUAUGGGGACAUUUCUUGAGGAGUGUUGUAGGCCAGUUCAUGUCUGUUUCAUUUUGAGGUCUGACAUGGUGUUGGAUCAUGUUAGUCCACAAAAAUGUUGGCGAGAGCAAGUUGGUGCUUUCUAGCCCAACUAUUUUAAAAAUGGAACUUUACAUCUGAGGAAAUAAAAAAAGGUUUUCAUACCCUUU